GACCUGUAAACUCAUUAUAGAGAAGUCGUAUAUCCUUUCCUUCAUUAAAACCAUGUCUGAUGACAUUUUUGUAUAUAGUUUUGUAUAUAGUUUUUAUAUAAAAAAUUGUUUUUCUUCCGCUAAAAAUUUUGUUCAGAAGAUCGGCAGGAAAAGAUUUUUUUUUAUAUCUAGAGUUCCAAUCCGCGGAUUAAUUGAUAGACACGUUUCGGCAAUUACUAUAUACGUGUUUAAUCAAUCAUAGAAAUCCUUAGCCUAUAUCCCGAUACACGAUAUAGUAAAUUUAAAAUUUCUUCAAAUAUAGAAAAAGAGAUAAAUUUAAUUCGGAUUGAAAAUCCAUCCGACGCAAUGAAAAUUCAAAUUAGAUUUCC
This is a messenger RNA of Rhizophagus irregularis DAOM 181602=DAOM 197198, 368 nucleotides long. The record is from RefSeq and is a predicted model, not a curated record. NCBI's taxonomy places the organism in Eukaryota, Fungi, Glomeromycota, Glomeromycetes, Glomerales, Glomeraceae.